Lactuca saligna is the source of this 2129-nucleotide messenger RNA. Lineage: Eukaryota; Viridiplantae; Streptophyta; Magnoliopsida; Asterales; Asteraceae. The record is from the annotation of a GenBank genome assembly.
UAGAUAUAAUAUAAUAUAAUUACUUACCAUCACAAGAAUACAAAAAUGACGUUAUAGAUUAUUAAAACAAAUUCUAAUAAAUUAUACAAUUCCAAUUGUAAAGAAACAGUUUAUAUUGUAAUUGUAAAUGUAAUUGUAUGAUGUAUUCAGAAAAUACAAAUGAUUCAUGUAAUCGGAUUUUUAGAAGUAGAUGGGAGGAUUAAUGAGGAGGAGAUAGACUUGAAGAGAAGGGGGUUUUCCUUUUCCUUUUCCUUUUUCUUUUCUUUUACACACAACUGGAGGAGAGAUUGAGCUGAUUGAUCCCUCUGCAUCUGUUGCAGAAACCAAGGAAGAAAUUAAAGGAUCUUUCUUAUCAGAUUGUUGUAAAACAAAAGAACAUCAUAUUCAUACCUAGUGAUUUCCAAGAUGCCUCCUCACAACGAAGUUGACCAAAUUGACUACAUGGCAGAAGAAGGUGACAUGUCGGAUUUUGCAGAUGAUGUUGAUGGAGAGGAAAACAAUGGUGAAGAUCGAAAUCUUGAAGAUUAUGAAAUGCUUACAAAGGUGACGGAUACGUCCUCUGCUCAAGCAAGAUCAGGUAAAGAUAUCCAGGGCAUUCCAUGGGAAAGAUUGAAUAUAACAAGAGAGAGUUACAGGCGUACAAGACUUGAACAAUACAGAAACUAUGAAAACAUUCCCUUAUCUGGUGAUGCUGUUGAUAAGAAAUGCAAACAGAAGUCCAAAGGUGGUAACUACUAUGAGUUCUUUCAUAAUACAAGAUCAGUGAAACCUACAAUCCUUCAUUUUCAGCUAAGGAACCUGGUAUGGGCUACCUCAAAGCAUGAUGUGUAUCUCAUGUCUAACUAUUCAAUCAUGCAUUGGUCAUCAUUAUCACAAAACUUGACUGAGAUUCUAAACUUUUCUGGACACGUGGCACCUACUGAGAAACAUGCGGGAAGUUUGUUGGAAGGUUUUACACAAACUCAAAUUAGUACACUUGCAGUGAAUAAUGAUUUCUUAGUGGCAGGAGGGUUUCAAGGAGAGCUUGCUUGUAAGAGAUUGGAUAAACAGGGAGUGAGUUUUUGUACAAGGACAACUUAUGAAGACAAUGCUAUAACAAAUGCUAUUGAGAUAUACGACACCUUGAGUGGUGGAAUGCAUUUUAUGGCAUCAAAUAAUGAUUGUGGUGUGAGAGAAUAUGACAUGGAGGGAUUUCAGCUUGUGAAUCACUUCCGCUUUCCUUGGCCAGUCAAUCAUACAUCUUUAAGUCCAGAUCGGAAGCUGAUAACAGUAGUUGGAGAUAAUCUUGAUGGAUUACUAGUAGACUCCAUGAACGGAAAGACGGUUGCCACGGUGGAAGGCCACCUGGACUACUCAUUUGCGUCCGCAUGGCACCCGAAUGGAAGAAUAUUUGCAACAGGAAACCAAGACAAAACAUGCAGGGUGUGGGACCUACGAAACCUGUCAAGUCCGGUUUCGGUUCUGAAGGGGAACAUGGGGGCAGUUCGGUCAGUGAGGUUCUCAUCAAACGGGCAGUUUUUGGUGGUGGCUGAGCCGGCGGAUUUUGUGCAUGUUUAUAACACGGAAUUAAACUAUGAAAAAAGGCAAGAGAUUGACUUUUUUGGGGAGAUUUCUGGGGUUUCUUUGAGUCCUGAUGAUGAGACACUUUAUAUUGGAGUAUGGGAUAGGACUUAUGCAAGCUUGUUGCAGUUCAACAAAAGGCAUAACUAUGGCUAUCUUGAUUCCUUCAUGUAGUAGAAUGGAAGAAGAAUAAUUUAAUUGUCUUGAAUUUAAAUAACUUGUUUUUGUUUUUGUUUCAUGAAAGAGAGAAAGAGAGAGAGACUUAAGAACUUUGUAUUGUUGUCUAAAAUGUGGUGGGUAGAGAAGAAAAUGUAUAGUUAAAAAAAAAGUAUGUCGAGUUGAGAAAUGUUUGUUUGUUGUUAAGUAUGUGUUAAAAUGUGGUGUUGUUGCUUGUUAAAUGUUUGUUGUUAAGUAUGUGUGUGUGUGUGUUUUUUUCUUUGAAUUAGAAAAAAGUUGAAGUAUAAAUGAGUGUGUAAUGUGUAUGUAUUACUUUCUUUGGGAUCAUGAAUGUGAUGUGCUCAUAGCUAGAUUCAUGACAAAAGACAAAAGUAUGUUUUUUGUGUUUUAAC